This is a messenger RNA of Caenorhabditis briggsae, 996 nucleotides long. It is a transcript of the gene Cbr-nhr-38, whose product is annotated as Protein CBR-NHR-38. The record is from RefSeq and is a predicted model, not a curated record. Gene Ontology annotation, molecular function: nuclear receptor activity; zinc ion binding; RNA polymerase II cis-regulatory region sequence-specific DNA binding. NCBI's taxonomy places the organism in Eukaryota, Metazoa, Nematoda, Chromadorea, Rhabditida, Rhabditidae. The coding region runs from base 1 to 996 and encodes 331 amino acids. Gene Ontology annotation, biological process: regulation of transcription by RNA polymerase II; hormone-mediated signaling pathway; tissue development. Gene Ontology annotation, cellular component: RNA polymerase II transcription regulator complex. The transcript has 9 exons.
AUGAAUCUUUAUUCGACAAGUACUGAUUGGAAUAGUAGUAGCCAGUGCUAUUGGACAAUGGACUACAGCCCAGCGGUUUGGAGCAGCGCUCCACCUCAAGAAAUGAUCUGCUCAAUUUGCUCGGACAAAGCCGAGGGUUAUCAUUUUGGUGCCAUCAGUUGCGCGGCUUGUGGAGCAUUUUUCCGAAGAAGUGUUUCUGACCAAAAGGUGUAUUCGUGCUCUAACAGACAGUGCAAUAUUACUCAUGAUCCAACAAAGCGAGGAGGAAGCUGCCGGUUCUGUCGGUUCUUAAAGUGUGUCACCAGUGGAAUGAUGCCACAAGGCAUCGGAAUAAUUUUCCACUUCAAAUACAUAUUUAAGCCGAAAUUCGAGAAUAUCAAGAUGCCCUCCUCUGCCAACCGUACCACUUUGAUUCUCUCGAUGCACCGGGAAUUUGAAAUGUUGAGACGUGUCUGUUUGGGAUGUCCGUUUUUCGUACAAAUCACAGAACACUUGCACAUUCCGUUUGUGGAGACUGGCAGUAAGAUGAUGAAUGACCCUCUUGGAGACAUCCUCCUCCUUCUGUACGUCUUCGAGGCUUGCCUUCAAACCGGUGCCCGUGGAGGCCUUCAAUUGGAUCGCCUCGUCCUACCAAAUAUGUUGCAUGUGGAUUUGAGCGAUAUCGCGUUCAACGAGUUUCUGGAGUGCGACAUUCAGACGAAUAUCGAUCCGUUCAGACACAUCCAAGACGCAUUCGGAAACUUGGUCCGCAAUAUCUCUCGUCUCAUUCAACCGGCCAAUUUCGAUGAGCCUAUUCUGUGCAUCCUGCUGUAUAAGUGCAUGACCGAAACAAUUCCAAUCAACUAUAGACAUCGAUUCGCCGAGGUUAACCGGGACAGUUUGUUGACGGAUUUGAAUCGAGUCGACUCGAUGGCGUUUCGAAGCAUUCAAGAUGCCGCUCCACUGAUUCAUCACGGAACACAUCGGUUUAAGGAGGCGAUUGCUAAUCUUUCUUGA